AAAAUCAAAGCCAUCUGCAAAGUCGCGCGCGACGCCGGCUACAAGCUCGUCUGGAUCGAUUCCGCGUGCAUCGACAAGUCGAGCAGUGCCGAGCUUGCGGAAGCGAUCAACUCCAUGUUCGAGCUCUAUCGCCUCGCAGACGUCUGUUAUGUCUACCUUGUCGAUGUGCCGGACAGCAAAGAAGACCCUGAGCACCACACAUCUAUGUUUCAGCACAGUCGAUGGCACGGUCGCGGAUGGACGCUACAGGAGCUCCUCGCACCCAAAGAGGUCGUGUUCUUGACCGCUUCGUGGACCUUUCUGGGCACAAAAUGCAGUCUGGUACACGCUUUGACUUUAGCUACCAAUAUCGACAGCAAUAUACUCCUCGGCAGAGCUCCUCUCUCCAGCGCCAGCGUUGCACGAGGGAUGUCAUGGGCAGCAUCUCGGGAGACCACACGCAUCGAGGAUGAGGCGUACUCGCUACUUGGCAUCUUCGGUGUCCAUAUGUCGCCGAUAUAUGGCGAAGGCCGCAACGCGUUCCUCCGCCUCCAGGAGGAGAUCAUCAAGACCAUCCCUGAUCAGUCUAUCUUUGCCUGG
Trametes versicolor FP-101664 SS1 is the source of this 579-nucleotide messenger RNA. RefSeq lists its product as uncharacterized. The annotation marks the transcript as partial. The record is from RefSeq and is a predicted model, not a curated record. The transcript has a single exon. NCBI's taxonomy places the organism in Eukaryota, Fungi, Basidiomycota, Agaricomycetes, Polyporales, Polyporaceae.